AUGGUGAACACGACAGCCAUUGAGGAAACUAACAGCGGCGGGGAAAGCGGGUUGUCAAUGGCAAAGCCGUUCGUUGACAAAUGCCCAGCGUUGGAGGAAAGUUCAACUCAACUUGGCUACAAGGUAAGCUGCAGAUCCCAAGAUUCAAGACAUACUGAAUUCUUUUUCAGGGCAAAUUCGAAUGGUCGACAUUUCAACAAAGUUUUCUUGUGUCCGCCCUGUUCUACACUUCUCUCUUUACAAUCCCAAUCAGCGGAACACUGGCCGACAGGUUCAAUGCCAAGUAUAUUAUCCUCACUUCGGUUGUGAUCUACGCAGCAUUGACGAUUGCAACACCGCUUCUUGCGAACUUGGAUUACUACGCCUUCGUUGGUGGUCGAUUUUCUAUGGGAUUUGUGGAUGUAAAUCAUUUGUGCUUUGAAAUGCCCAUUAUUUUAGGGCAUGAUAUUCCCAGCAAUCACCUCUGUCGUCGCGAAAUGGUUUCCGCCGUCAGAGCGGAGUACAGCCGCAGCCACUUACACCUGUGGCGCUCAACUGGCAGUGGUUGUUAACGCGCUAGUGGCUCCAGAACUUUGCUUGAUCGAUCUUUGGGACGGCUGGCCAUUUAUCUUUUAUGGAGCAGGUACAACAUGGCUGAAGCUUCUAUUUGUUUUCUUAAUUAUUUCAAAUUUAGGCCUUGUCUCGAUUCUGGCGGUGAUUUUGAUUGGCAUUUUCUUGGCCAACACUCCAAAUGAAUGCACUUGGAUUGGCCAGAAAGAAAAGAAAUAUUUGAACCAAAAGCUGGAAGUGGAGACCUCGUUGAGCAAAAUGGCAGGUGAAAUAUUAAUUCUGAUGUCUUGAGGUUUUAACAUAUGCAUGGUAAACUGAAAAAUACGGGAUGUUUAUUAUAGCAAAAGAAACCCAAAGUACCUUACAAGAAGAUUCUAACGUCGCCGGUCGUUCUUUCCAUUGCCCUGAAUGACAUGUCCUACAGCUUUUCUUACAUUAUGUUUUCACAGUUCUUGCCUUCCUAUCUUCGAGACGUCUUGCAUAUCAACCUGGCGCAGGUACCCUUUACACCUUUGUACAUGCAUUUGUCUGCAUCUGUCAUCAAAAUUUGAUCGUUUUUCAGAACGGCCUUUUCACCGCGAUUCCAUUCGCUGUAAUGGUUUUGGUGAAAAUCCCGAUGGCAUCGUUGGCCGACUACUUAAGACAUCGCGGAAUAUUUAGUAUCACGCAGAGCUGCAAAAUUAUGCAGGCUUACGGCAAGGCCUUUAAAGCUAUGUGGGUUUCUGACAAAACAUUUCAGCAUGUAUUGGGCUAGCCUCGACAUUCGUAGCCUUGGCUCUAUUCGUGGAUUGCACUCGCGUAGGCCUUGCGAUAUUCCUGUUCAUCGCGUUUGGCGCAACUUUCGCCGGACAAGUUGCUGGCGCGUAUACAGCCAUUCUCUUCGUUGCACCACCUUUUGUGGGUACCGUGAGUUCGGUGGCCACCUUCGUCGGGAUGAUCGCUUCCAUUGGAGCGCCAACUGUGUUCUCGUGGUUCAAUGUUCAUGUAAGCAGUGCGCAUGAGGAUGUAAGCUCUUUUUAGAAUACUGAGAAAGAGUAUCGAAACGUAUUUCUGUUCUCUGCAGCCGUAAAUUUCUUCAGCGGAUUGAUGUUUGUAAUUUUUGGAUCAGCUGAAGUCCAACCAUGGGCAAAAGUGCAGAGAAUUGAGGUCAAUCCACAGUCCGAAACUGUUGACGUAGAUCGAUUUUAG
This is a messenger RNA of Bursaphelenchus xylophilus (pine wood nematode), 1737 nucleotides long. NCBI's taxonomy places the organism in Eukaryota, Metazoa, Nematoda, Chromadorea, Rhabditida, Aphelenchoididae. The record is from the annotation of a GenBank genome assembly.